AUGGUCAACAAAGAAGUUCAAGAAAAACUCAGGGCCUUUGUUGCCGAGCGAGACUGGGCACAAUUCCAUACUCCCGAAAACCUCGCCAAGAGCGUCUCUAUCGAAGCCGCCGAGCUCCUCGAGUGCUUCCAGUGGGGCGCAGAGCCUGAUUCGAAACGAGUUGCGGAGGAACUCGCAGACGUCUUGACAUACUGCUUACAUCUUGCUGACAAGAUGGGUGUCGAUCCGGAUAAGAUUGUGUUGGAUAAGCUUGAGAUUACAAAGAGGAAAUACCCUGUUGAUAAGGCCAAGGGAAGCAGUAAGAAGUAUGAUCAGCUUGAUGAUAGUAAAGCUUGA
This is a messenger RNA of Fusarium poae, 336 nucleotides long. RefSeq lists its product as uncharacterized. Gene Ontology annotation, molecular function: dCTP diphosphatase activity. The coding region runs from base 1 to 336 and encodes 111 amino acids. NCBI's taxonomy places the organism in Eukaryota, Fungi, Ascomycota, Sordariomycetes, Hypocreales, Nectriaceae. Gene Ontology annotation, biological process: DNA protection; dCTP catabolic process. Gene Ontology annotation, cellular component: cytosol. The record is from RefSeq and is a predicted model, not a curated record. The transcript has a single exon.